Amoebophrya sp. A25 is the source of this 1419-nucleotide messenger RNA. The record is from the annotation of a GenBank genome assembly. NCBI's taxonomy places the organism in Eukaryota, Dinophyceae, Syndiniales, Amoebophryaceae.
UACAUCUACCCGGCAGAAAAUGUUUCCGGCGAAGUUUUCCAGAAACUUGAGCAGGAAAUAGGAUCAGUGCCAAGCACAGGUUAUGUUCGCGUUGCAGGUGGCACUGGAGUACAAAAGUUUCGGGAUAUUUUGGCAACUUCGUCAUCAACCGCUUCCACUGGCACUGCCACGUCAUCAAAUGAAGUAGAUGAAAAUACAUCAGGCACUAGAAGUGCACCAGCAUCCUCGUCUUCCUGUGCUUUUCAUUCAGAAAAUUCAAGGAGUUCAUUCAUCGGCUCGUCUCUCGGCUGUCCACGGAGCGGUUUUUGGCUCCCUCCUCAAUUCCGGUUUUACGAUGCGAUUUUCCAGCUAAAUUUCCCAAAAGACUUUUUCGUUCAUUGUGGUUUCUCCAUAUUAGAUCGCUUACCGGCAGCAAUGAAGCUCCCGCUCCUCAGGUCGCUGCUGAUGUACGACGGCGUGCCCCUUGUUUCUCUGAGACAGUACUUUGAGACUCAGAUUCGUGUGGCGACCGAUCAAAGCUUUCACUCGUCCGAAAACUGUUCUUGGGGGACUCUAGCACGCGCAAAAGCUCAUAAGGGAACUUCUACUGAUGGAGCAGCUGCUUCAUCGACCACCACCCAAUCCCAAGCGACUACAAGCUCCACGCAGACAAAUGCAGUGUCUGGCCGCCAAGAAAUAUCAAUGCAUACGUCUUGUAGUUCUUCGUCCACCUCCUCCUCCUUUUCCUACCCCAUCUCAAAAGGAUCAUCCGCUUCUUCUUCCUCCUGCGCACCCGGAGUCCACGCGAAUGUGUUGCCUUUCGUGACGAGAACAGAGUAUAUUUCAGGCGAUGAGUUGGGUCUCGACCGUGGAAGAUUCUGGGAGGAGACGUUGCACAAGCUGAAUGAUGCCGUAGACCCUUUCUUCGUGAUCAUUUCCUAUAGCCGACAAGCUGUCGGGCAAAAGCAUUUCUCAGGUGGACACGUCGCACCCUUAGGCGGGUACGAUCCAGGGACGGAUCGAGUCCUCGUUCUGGAAGUGAACUCUUGGCGGUACCCGUCGUGCUGGAUUCCCGCUGAAUUGCUUUAUCAGGGCAUUCAGACGCAGACGAGCGUCGGGAUUCCGCGAGGGAUGCUCAAAGUCUUUUACGACCCGAAGAGAGGUCGAGGAGCAGCAGCUGGGAAAAUGGAUUGACAGUUACAGUGAAGUAAGAAUGGGCAGUAUGUUGACGAGGGACGGGCAGUUUGAUCAAUUCAUACAAUUUUUUCAAAAGUUCAGGAUGAGCUUGCUGCUAUUCCUUCACCGCUGCUUUGUGAAACUAUGAUAAGCAAAAACGCUUGUGCUUGAUCGAUUCGCAAUCUGUCUUGGACAUCGUAAUCGUAAGUAACGAAAUUUUCCUACGCCUGGGAAUUUGCAAAUUGAGAUUUUUGAUCGUUGCUG